AUGCCCGUCCGUCCGUCUCUAAAAGGAUCAACCUUCAACGCGGAUCUCCGCGACCGCCAUGUGAUAUACGACUACGACGCACAAGACAGCGCCGGUCGACCCGAGAAAUGGCGAUACGAGAUGUGGUUUCAAAACGAGGACCGCAUCAAUUAUGCAAUCCACGGCGGGCCAAUGGCAGGUCGUAUCAACUUCCAAGCCGCGGAAUAUCAAUGUAUCCGACCAGGUGAGCUAUGGCAAUGCAACUGGCUUGAAGAGACUGGGACAAUGUGCUCGCUGGGCCAUUGGGAGAAGGCGGAGGAUGCGCAUGGCGACAAGAGGAAUCCGGCCGAUUUGGAGAGAUGGAGAGGUCUUGCGAAGAUUGGGAUUCAGACGGAGAGAGUGCUGCUGAGCGAGCAGGCGGAUAUUUUGGAGGACUUCAGGGGGCCCGGAAAUUUGAAGCCUGUUGAUAAUAGUUGGCCGACUUUGUGA
This is a messenger RNA of Penicillium daleae, 468 nucleotides long. RefSeq lists its product as uncharacterized. The transcript is spliced from 2 exons. The record is from RefSeq and is a predicted model, not a curated record. Gene Ontology annotation, molecular function: carboxy-lyase activity. Bases 1 to 468 code for a protein of 155 amino acids. NCBI's taxonomy places the organism in Eukaryota, Fungi, Ascomycota, Eurotiomycetes, Eurotiales, Aspergillaceae.